UUACAUGAUGGACCAGAUCAAGAAUCGAGGCCUGGACGUCAAAUCCUUUCUUGAGGGGAAGAUGGUGGUCCUGGCUCUGGCCAUAGGUGUGGCCGAGCAAGAUGACUUUGCCAAUAUCCCUGACCUGCAGCAGGAAACAGCACAGGCAGCACCAGCAGCCAAUCAGGAGCCCCCUCCUGAGAAGAGGGGCAACAAGCCAGCUAACAGCCCCAAGGGCCAGCCUCCUGAUGCCGACGGCCACUCCUCUGUGACCGACCUGGCUAACUCUCUCACUGGAGACAUGGUGAUGCUGUCUCCGGGUUCAGAGGAUGACGACGGCGAAGGGCCUAUCAGUGAAAAGCUCGGCCGGAUCCAGUUCAGCAUAGGCUACAGCUUCCAGAACACAACCCUCACCGUCAAGGUCCUCAGGGGCCAGGACCUCCCGGCCAAAGACUUCUCUGGCACAUCAGACCCCUUUGUAAAAAUCUACCUUCUACCUGACAAAAAGCACAAGCUGGAGACCAAGGUCAAGAGGAAGAACCUCAAUCCCCACUGGAACGAAACCUUCCUAUUUGAGGGCUUCCCUUAUGAGAAGGUGAGAGAGCGUACCCUCUACCUUCAGGUGUUGGACUACGACCGCUUCAGCAGGAAUGACCCCAUUGGAGAAGUGUCAAUCCCCCUUAACAAGGUGGAGCUGGGCCAGAUAAAGACCUUCUGGAAGGAGCUCAAGCCCUGCAGUGAUGGCAGUGGGAGACGAGGAGACCUGCUGCUGUCUUUGUGCUAUAAUCCCACUGCCAACACCAUCACUGUGAACAUCAUUAAAGCUCGCAAUCUCAAAGCCAUGGAUAUCGGGGGCACCUCAGAUCCAUAUGUUAAGGUGUGGCUGAUGCACAAGGACAAACGUGUAGAGAAGAAGAAGACAGUGACCAUGAAGCGCUGUCUGAACCCUGUCUUCAACGAGUCCUUCCCCUUCGACGUGCCCGCCCAUGUGCUGAGGGAGACCACCAUCAUCAUCACGGUCAUGGACAAGGACAGGCUCAGCCGCAACGAUGUUAUCGGCAAGAUCUACCUAUCGUGGAAGAGCGGACCAGCUGAAGUGAAGCACUGGAAAGACAUGCUCGCUCGGCCGCGCACUAACGUGGCCCAGUGGCACGCUCUCAAGGCCUGAUCGCACCGCCCAGCUUCCUCCAUGGCCCCUUCCCCAUCUCCUACUCCCCCUCCUCCUCCCUCCCCUUCUCCUUCUCCUCCUUCUCUCACUCCCCUCCUUAUGCACAAGACUGACUUGCUGCCAGGCUGCGAAACACGGGUACAAUUAGCCAUCUGCUCUCUUAAACCUUUAAACUCCUUUUUUUUUCUUUCAAACUCUUUAGUUUUCCUCCUCUUCAUACAGCGUGUCUUACUUUUUGCAUCCUACCACUUUGACAAUAGUCCCCCUGUUUCUGACUGUCUGUGUGUCUGUCUGUCCUUAUGCACUUUGCCUGUGGAGGUCUGAUGUUCACUUUCUUUGUCGGCCCCUUUAUUCUGAACUGCACUGCAGCCCCUGACCCAUUUAAGGUGCCAGUCCCGUGGGAUCACAGAGAAUCUUAAGUAGUGGUCUAAUCUCGUAUAAUCCUAUUGUAUGACUAUUCCAGGUACACAAUACUAUACAGUAUGUACUAUAUGUACAUAUACAUAUGAAUAUAUUAGGAGUAGAGAUUGGCAGA
This is a messenger RNA of Cheilinus undulatus (humphead wrasse), 1682 nucleotides long. RefSeq names its product synaptotagmin VIIa (gene syt7a). The transcript is spliced from 8 exons. Gene Ontology annotation, molecular function: SNARE binding; clathrin binding; calcium ion binding. The coding region runs from base 5 to 1147 and encodes 380 amino acids. Gene Ontology annotation, biological process: calcium-ion regulated exocytosis; vesicle fusion; regulation of dopamine secretion. NCBI's taxonomy places the organism in Eukaryota, Metazoa, Chordata, Actinopteri, Labriformes, Labridae. Gene Ontology annotation, cellular component: membrane; axon; synaptic vesicle. The record is from RefSeq and is a predicted model, not a curated record.